AUGGCAUCGCGUGAUCAGCAAUAUUCGCCACGCUUCUGUUCACCGCGUUCCACAAGCCCGAGAUAUCUUGCUUCAAAUGGUACGACACGCAAUCGGCUUUAUGGAAAGCAUCGCCAGCGGAAGAAGCUCAAGAAGCCUCCGUCGACUUCAUCGCUUCGUGAAGACCAUGCUUCAUACCUCAGACCGCCUACAAGCCCAGCUGAGAGGUAA
This is a messenger RNA of Penicillium longicatenatum, 210 nucleotides long. RefSeq lists its product as uncharacterized. Lineage: Eukaryota; Fungi; Ascomycota; Eurotiomycetes; Eurotiales; Aspergillaceae. Bases 1 to 210 code for a protein of 69 amino acids. The transcript has a single exon. The record is from RefSeq and is a predicted model, not a curated record.